GAGUUGGAGAAAUGAAUUCUUCCUUGUUUCAGCAUAUUCCCCAACUCCUUCGUGGUAUUGCAACAAUUGGAUAUAAUUCUUUUGUUGUUGUUGAUAAAGUUGUACAAGCUUUUGAUUUCGAUUUUCAUGUUUUUGUCCAUGAUAAUCCUCAGGUAAGCGGAGAUCACCUUGCUUCAUCUGCGGUUGAUGACUUUUUUCAAAGAAAUAAUCAUUAUCCUGUUCUUGUCGUUGGAUCCAAUGAUUAUUUCGUUUUUGUUGUUGCUGGGAACGAUGUUUUUGACGACUUUGAUGAUUGA
Molecule: messenger RNA, 296 nt
Organism: Diversispora eburnea
Lineage: Eukaryota; Fungi; Glomeromycota; Glomeromycetes; Diversisporales; Diversisporaceae
Source: the annotation of a GenBank genome assembly